AUGCCUCAGACAUCCAUGUUCCAGUCCGUGGAGGCUGCGUGCCGGGUCCUGGAGCGUGAUCCGGUGGGCCGCGAAGCUGUUGGCAUUUGGCGAAGCAUCGAGGAGGUCCAGACAUUGCCGAGUACGCCGGUGUCGGAUGAGCCCAUUGUUGUCUUGGAGGGUGCGGAUGGGGUUGGGAAAUCCACCUUGGCAGAAAACCUCCACCAUUCCAUGAACGCAUCGGUUGUGAAGACACCUCCGGAAGCUUUGGGUCAUCUUCGGCGGUAUUUCGAUACUGCGGAUGCGGAGCUCCGGAGGUCUUUCUACAUUUUGGGAAACUACAUUUGCGCUGCCGGCCUCCGGUGGUUGAAUCCCAAACAGCCCCUCAUCAUUGAUCGCUUUUGGCCAUCUUCGGCUGCUUACGCUCUGGCUUGCGAUCUCCGAACCUUUGCAAGUGAACAUCCAGAAGUUGCGGCGAUGCCCAAAGACUUGGUGGAUUUGCUUCCUUUCGGGUCACGGCCCAUCGUCUUCCUGGUCCUGGACCUUCCUGAAGAGGUACGGGCGUCUCGUGUGCGCACCAGAUCUGGUGUCAUUACUUCAGAAGAGGAGUCCUUGGAGCGGGAUGCAGUACUGCGCCAACGUUUGGCCCGCGCGUAUGCAGCCCUGCGGCUUCCAGAGAGCCAGGUCAUGUCCUUUCUGGAUGCUUCGGGCGGCCAAGGAGAUGUCUUGAAGCGCGCGCUCGCAAUCAUAAGCUCGGCGAGGGAGGAGUUUCGUCCGUCACCGGUGCCACUCUCCGUGAAUUGGCACUACACGAGGCAGUGCAACUACUCAUGCAAGUUCUGCUUCCACACUGCCAAGACGUCUUUCUUCCUGCCGCAGACAAAGCAAGGCAUGGACGAGGCGAAGCAGUGCUUGCGUCGUCUGCAGUGGGCGGGCAUGCAGAAGCUGAAUUUCAGUGGUGGUGAGCCAUUCCUACACGAGAAGGAGCUUGGAGAGCUGUGCCGCUUCUGCAAGGAGGACCUGGCCCUGGAAUCCGUGAGCAUUGUCUCUAACGGCAGCAAGAUCACAGGGGACUGGAUUCGAAAGCACGGUAGCUACGUGGACAUCCUGGCCAUCUCCUGCGACUCCUUCCAGGAGGAGAUCAACCUCAAGAUCGGGCGUGGCAAGGGCUCCCACUUGCAGCAGCUGGAACAGAUCCGGCAGUGGUGCGAGGAGGCCGACAUCAAGUUCAAGGUGAAUACGGUCGUCAAUGCAAUGAACAUCAACGAGGACAUGGGGGACAUGAUCCGCCGGCUCAACCCGGUCCGCUGGAAGGUUUUCCAGUGCUUGCUGUUGGAAGGAGAAAAUGCUGGUGAGGAAGCUCUGCGCAACGCAAGGAGGCUGACCGUUUCGUCCGAGGCGUUCCAGGGCUUUCUGGACAGACAUUCGCAGAUUGACUGCCUGGUGCCGGAAGACAACGAGAAGAUGAAGGACUCCUACCUCAUUCUGGAUGAGUUUAUGCGUUUCCUGAACUGCACUGGUGGCGCAAAGACACCCACAGCAUCUUUGCGAGACGUGCCGGUCAUUUCGGCAUUGAAGGGUGCAGGAUUCGAUUCGAAGAUGUUUCACACACGUGGUGGAGUUUACGACUGGACACGGCAACGAGCUGCUGGAUACGUAGGCGAAGGUGCUGACCUCGAAGACCUAGCAGGCAGCCGCACAAAGACGCCUCGGCGAACGUUGUUGAGGACUCGUGGUCUCAUCAACUCACCGCGCCCUUGGGGCCAGGUGCACGUCCUUGCUGCUGCGGCACUCAUGGCCGCUAGUGUGAUGAUCGCCGUGGGCAGCCGCUCACGAAUGGCUGCUGCGCGAUGA
Symbiodinium sp. CCMP2592 is the source of this 1833-nucleotide messenger RNA. The record is from the annotation of a GenBank genome assembly. Lineage: Eukaryota; Dinophyceae; Suessiales; Symbiodiniaceae.